Molecule: messenger RNA, 16465 nt
Organism: Homo sapiens (human)
Lineage: Eukaryota; Metazoa; Chordata; Mammalia; Primates; Hominidae
Gene: GPC6
Product: glypican 6
Exons: 9
Coding region: 10205-11662 (485 amino acids)
Biological process (GO): regulation of signal transduction
Cellular component (GO): extracellular matrix; synapse; extracellular region
Source: RefSeq, a predicted model, not a curated record
ACACACACUCUUGUGUGUGCAGGAAGUCUAGGUCAACAGAGGGGUAGUGCAACCUAGGAUACAGUGUAGACUAGACAGCCAGGGACUGGACAAAAAUCCACUUCUCAGAGAAUGCCAGUCUAGAACAUAGCAAUGACCAAGAAUUAGAUGAUUGAUGUGUUUUCACCAAUGUCUGGCUGUCUCAUCAUAUCCUCAUGGGAAAAAAGAACUCUCUCUGGGAAGGCAGGUAUGUCUGAAAAAAUUCUUAUGUGACUAAAUCUACCUGGAAUUGGCAAGACAAAAUUUUCUCCUACUGAGUAGAAGAGAGAUCUGAAAUAGAACUCAAAUUCUGUUACAGGAAAAUAAAGGAGGUUCCAUUUCUUAUACCUGAGUUUGUGGCCUGUGAAAAUGCAUGACCAUUGUACAAAUAUAAAAUUUUCCAUCUGAGCUGCUACCAAUUGCAAUACAUAAUAGUUUUGCAUGAUGGUUAAGUAAUCCUUUAAGUAAAUUUGAAGAACAUGCUUUGCCCGCAAAAAUGGAAAAAAAAAAUCUAGAAAUCUUCUUGCCAAAGUCCAAAGACUUCUAAUGAAUAUUUCAAUUCAAUGUUGUGAGGCCCUAUAUUUUUGUUGAAUGGUGAAGUACGUGUGAUUCAUUAAGCUCUCAUUCAUUAUGAAAAUAGACUAGCAAAUUAUAUCCUUUGUAAGUAAAAUCAUUAUGAACAUAAUUUACAAAAUAGUUUAAGUUCUUUCAUGAUCUUUCUAAAGGAAAAGCCAAAUAGUUUUAAACACUUUGCAAGGGCAUUAUCAUUUAAAAAUCUUAGAUCUUACUUCUCGUUAGUUAUUUUUUGAAAUAUUUCUUGGGCAAAUAUCUAAAUUUGGUUGUAAUUUGCACAGUCUAAAGUAUUUUUUAUGUGUGCCCCAGAGAAUCAUGAUCACUAUGUUUUCGAGUGUAAAAGUAAAAAUGAAAUUCUGGUUUCUUACUGUAUUCAAAUGUUCUUUUCUUUUCCUCUCAAAUUUGUGUAAGCCUAUCUUGCCCCUUAGAGACUGUAACAUGAUCCUUCAUCUCUUCAAUUUUUGUAUUAAAUCAUUAUUUUUGAACUUGCAAAAGCAACAUAUAAGUCAGGCAGCAAGUUACAAGUUUAAAAUAAGCUGGCUUAACCCUCCAUGGGGUUUGAAAAUCAGUUAUCUACUUAAAUUAAGGUAGAAGUCAGAGCUGAUUUAGUGUCCUUCUAUGCUAUGCACACUCACAAUACUGUUCAUUACCACGAACAUGCCGGUACAUGUUUGUUUCCCAGGAAAAAUAGAGCCCUAUUCAUUAUUCAUAGAGGUCCUCCUGUACAGUAAAGACAUUCAUUCUCUAAUGGCUCUAUGACUAGGGUGUUGUGAAGCCCAAAGAUGUUUUUUUUGGAAGACAGUUUACCAAUUAAAAGCAAACAGCAUUGGAUUGCUUAGUAAUGUCCUCAACAUUGAUUGGCUGUGAUUGCAAAUGAACAUCAGGAGAAAUCCAAAGGCACAUCGCCGCCUGUUUCUAUGCUUGCUUGCUUGCUUCAGACACCUCCCUGGAAACAGAUCAUUAGUACAUGGAACUUCCAACCGGCUAGCUCAGACUUUUUUUUUUUUUUGCUUCAAGUAACUUAAAAAAUAUGCACCAGAUUUGCUUUCUCACAAACAUUUAAUUAUUUCCCCCUGAAAUGUAAUAAAAUGUGCGAAGUUAAUAUAGAAGCAAGUUUUAAAAAUGAUUGCCUGGAAGUGAGUUCAGAUUGUGAAGGCAAAUAGACCAUAUUCUUCAAGUAAAAAACAAUGAUGUGUUAUAUGAAGCUAAAUACAAUAGAAUUCUCUGUGGCUGAUAAAGAACAUAGGAUGUCAGCCUUACAUGUUUGAUGUAAAUUCAGCAAAAUUAAGCUUAGAUUUUGACUUACCAGUAAACAAUAGAGAUCAAGAUCAGUGCUAUUUUCCUAUCCAUAGGUCUAAAAAUUAUUAAUAGUUGAUAUUUAUUAUGCAGGCUGUAAACCCAGAAUGUGACACAGUUGGGCUUAAUGUAGUCACACAAUGGUUAGGAAACUUUCCUCAAUGUGGAAGAUGGAAGUAUGUUUGUGAUCAUUUUAAGGAAUCUAAACUAAAACAAAAUCACUUAUGCAUAAAAAUCUUAAUUGAAAAUGUUGGCAUUGACAAAGAAUAUGCCACAGGUUUGUCUGGCCAUAUGGCAGAGUUGUUUUCCUGACUUAGUAGAAAGCAGAUUUUAUUGCUUAGUUCUUGUACUUAUUCAUACUGAUGACUAAGUUGAAGAAACAAAUUUUCUUUGUCUUUCUGAUGUCCACGUAUAUUCACUCCAAUCAUGAAGGGGAAUGGUUGGAGUUUGAGAACCUACGUAAAUAAGAAUGGAAUAUUUUCUUUUAAAUGGCCUAAUAGAUGACAUUCAUUAUAAAAGAAUCAGACAUUAUAAAAGAAUCAGCCUGGUUGUUGGUAUGUUACCGGACUGAUGUUGUUGACUUGGUUCCAUUAAGAUUUUUGAGUUUUUCUUUGUAGAAUGGUAUAUUAAUAUCAUCAACCUGGCUGUUUUCUCCUACCCUGUCUUUCUUUCCUAUUUUUUUUUUUUUUUCUUUUUUAGACAGAGUCUCACUCUGUCACCCAGGCUGGAGUGCAGUGGUAUGAUCUCAGCUCACUGCAACCUCUGCCUACAGAGUUCAAGCAAUUCUCCUGCCUUAGCCUCCCGAGUAGCUGGGACUACAAACUCAUACCACCACGCCCAGCUAAUUUUUGUAUUUUUAGUAGAGAUGGGGUUUCACCAUGUUGGCCAGGCUGGUCUUGAACUCCUGAUCUCAUGAUCCACCCGCCUUGGCCUCCCAAAGUGUUGGGAUUACAGGCGUGAGCCACCAUGCCAGGCCCUCUCCUACCCUUUCUUAUGACCAAACAAUAGUCAUUUUUAUGGCUUCUAACUGGGAUGUAUGUGACUAUAGCCAAUGAAUAGAGAAAAGCUAACUGAAAUGAUACUGCCUUAUGGUAUAACAAGAAAACAAAUAAAUUUUAUUGACUUCCAUAUACCACUAGAUUAAGCAGACAAUCCAUUCAAAAUUUUCACUCUAAUUUUUUUUGCUAGUAUCUAUGGUAAUUUACAAUAAUAUUGAAUGAAUUUAAUUAUUGUAUUUUGAAGUUAUUAGAAAACUUCUCAAAUUAAAAGCUUUGAGUAUGCUAUUUAAUUUUAGAAUAUUCAGAUUGGUUUCAAUUAUUAAAAGUAAUGUCAUAUCAAUAUAUCAUCAUAGAUAGCAAGGUUUAGUGAUAUUAGUAUCUUAAAAUUUCUUGUUUUUUUUCUAAUCAAACAAGUCAAACAAUUUUGUAAUUUGUUUAUCUAAUUAAUUUUUUGUUUUCAUCUUCUUAUGUUAGUUUAUAUUAAAAUUUUUAAAAAGCUUCAUCAAAAAAUUAUAUCUUUCUGCUCCUUCUGAGCAAGUGCCUUCUAAGCUGAUGUUGCAUAGAAAACAGUUACAAGAGCAGAGGCCUGCAGGUAGUAGGAAAUAAAAACAAUAUUUUAUGGGUUUUCCCGUAAAAUAUUCCCAUAAAAUUUUAUCAGUGUUUUCCAAAAACUAAGUCUGUCAUACUGCCUAUUUAAGGUCAAAAUAAUUAAUGAUAGAUAAUUAACUCAGGGCCUUUAAAUCUGUGAAACCAUUUUAAUAAAGAGUAAAUGUUCCAUUGACGAAAGUUAGCAUCAUGUGAAGAGCUAUUCCCUACCGAAUAAGCCUGUGUUGUUAUCCACUUGCCUUAAGGAAUGCCAUUGUUUAUGAUGCCAGAUGAUCCAAAAACUAUGCAAAGCUUCAUUCAUCCUUCACAAAAGCCAAACAACCAGAAUAAUGACUGGCAAGAAGCAUGGUUUUAAUAAUCCAGGUAUGUCAAAUUUACUGCUUAGCUACAGAAUCAUCUCUCAUAACAUUAAUAUCUGAAUUUAUAACAAGUAAGACAAAGUUAGACGAUCUUUUAUUAACUACAAAAAUGCAAGUUUAUUCAUUUGUGAUAGGUUUUUCACCUUUGUCACUCUUACAUUUACAUAUCUGAUUUGGAAACACUUCAAAAAUGUGUGAGCUUCAAAUAAUGGCAUUGUCAAACGCAUCUAUUAAUAUUGUGAGCCUUCAAGUCAAAAUGAAACUCUUCCUGCUAUGCAAUACACUUUCCUAAUGAUGUUAUGAAAUGAUGCUUAGCCAGUAGUACAUUUGUCAAGAUUGUUCCUAGGCAUAGUCUUAACAGCAAUUUUUGAAAGUAAAUAUUUGGUUACUCAAUAUUUAAAUAUAUUUAAUACCUAAGAUGUAGUUCUAGGCAUGAAAAUCACUUAGAAUCAAUGAAGAGUAGACUCCUGGGUCAUUAAUAUAUAUGAAAAUUUAAAAAUAGUAUUUUAUUUAAUUUUAGUUUUUGUGAUGGGCUCUUACUGUCACCCAGGCUGGAAUGCAGUGCACUGUCACCACUCACUGCACCCUUGACCUCCCAGGCUCUGGUGAUCCUCCCACCUCAGCUUCCCAAGUAGCUGGGAUUAUAGGUGCACCCCACCACACCCAGCUAAUUUUUGUGUAUUUUGUAGAAAUAGGAUUUCGAUAUGUUGCCCAGGCUGGUCUCAAACUCCUGGCCUCAAGUACUGGGAUUAUAGGUGUGAGCCACUGCACCUGGCCUGAAAAUAGUAUUUUAAAUCAUUGUGAUAUCUUAAUACAUUUUCUAUUCUGUGUCCUUGACUAUUGAUAGUAGUAUUUUAGGUAACGAUGAGUAAAUCUUAAGAUUAUAUGGAAUAUUUUUAUUGUCUAAGUUUCUGACAUAUAUGAAGACUAAACAUAAUUAAAUAAUUAGAGUCCUUUCAAUUCUCUUGGAUAAACCCUGUCAUAACUUUUAGGAGAAAAUCUGAUUAAGUAGAUCACAUGAUUCCCUUCCUUGAAGCCAAACAGUUCUGGCUUCAGAGUCUUAGAAGAAUAUUGCAAGACAAGAAGAAUCUGCUGCCCCAUGGUGUUUGGUUUUCCCCCCAAGAGAUCAUUAGUAACCCAGUUUGUUCUCAGCUGCCCUAAAGAUAUAAUUUUAAUUGGUUUAUAUUAGCACUAGGUAUAUGUUUAAGGCUCAAUAAAUGUUAAAUGAACUAUUAGUAUUUCAUUGGAUAUAAACCAUAAGAUGGAAAUGAAAGAUUUUCACCAUUUCUGGUCAUUAUUCACCCAGGUUUACCUUUUCUUUCUCUGUAACUCAGCAACCUUCCCAUUAUCCAGGCACCUGGCAGAGCUACUGUUGUUAAAUUUCUGACAGCUUUUUCAUUACAGGCCCUGUUUUUCAAGAGGCAGGUUAACUAAGCGAUUUUGAUUUGUGCCAAGCUGAGAUGUGGAAUAGACACUUGAAGUCCAUUCUCCUGUUUUCCUAAGAUUUUAUUUGAAGUUAUUUGUCCUACUUUGAUCUAAAAAAUACUAAGAAAAAACUAAAAUUCACCUAUUAUUUUCAUUCAUGAUUUUUAUAACUGAGCAAAAGGAUGAUAAAUUCUGCUGUAGCUCUGCUUUUUAUUUUUUUUAUAAACCCAAGGCUUUUAAAAAAUUAACACAAGACAUUUCAUACUUCAGAGUUAUUAUUUGAUUCAGAAACAUAUUAACAGCCAAUUGUUUUACUUACAUGAGAUAGGGUAAGACCUUUUUAUUUUGUAAAACAUGAACCAAAUGCUAUAAUUUGUAUUUAUGUUAAACGUGUGACAUAUUCAUGUCAAAACAAUAUUUUUUGUCUCAUAACCAAGGACUCAUCUUUACUGUAGAAAACAUGAAAAAUGCAGAUAAGAGAAAAAAAAUUUAAAAUCAACCAACCCAGUAAGAUCAUAUUGGAUUUCAUUCUCUUUUUAUGUCCACUCAUUCUUCCCUGAAGUUUUAGAAACUUCUGGAAAGCAUUCCUGACUACCUCUCUGCCCCUUCCACAUACAGUUACCACAUUCUAAUCAGUUUUACCUGGUAUUUCCAUAUUCUUUCCACCUACUUCACACACGAUUCCAUGUGGUUUAGCAUCCACCCAGUUUACUAUACUAAAAUGUUUCUCUCAAAAUUUCCAGUAAGCUUCCUUAUCAUUGUCCAAGUACCAUUAUCUCCAUCUCUUUCUUGUCCACUGCAAUUUGUUUUAUGUUUGAAAAUCUCCUCACCUGGGUUCCACGAUGCUACCUAAUGUUUUUGUUCUCUUCUUACCUUUGCAACUAUUCACUGUCUCUUGCCUUUAAAUUUUCUUAUUAUUCAUUGAGUUUGGUGUAUAGGUUAAGUUGCUUUUACUUGUAAACAGUAGAAUAACCAACUAACAAUGGUGUAAACAACAGGAUAUUUAUUGAUUAUUUAACAAGAAGUCCAGAAGUUGGAAGUCCUAAGGCUGGUUUGGUGACUCAAAUAGGAACUCAAGGUUCUUUGCAUCCCUCCAUUGUCAUUGUCUGUCUUCUAGCAAUGUCUUGUCUCUUACGCAAAAGAUGGCUGUGUAGCUCUAAGAAGGCAGGAGGCUGAGGCAAAAUGGCCCUUCUGCUCCUUUAAUCAGGGAAAACACUUUUUUUUUUUUUUUUUUUUUCAGAAAUCUCCAUAAAUCACAUUGGCUAGAAAUGGGUCUUACACCCACCCCUACACCAGGGAAAAGUGCUAAUUGUGAUUCAUCCCUUGGUGGUGAGCACAAUGCCCCCUGACAUAAUCAGUCUUAGAGAAGCAAAAAAGAAAGGGCGAUGGCUGUGGGAUAUGUGACUGACAGGGGCUGCACGACUCGUCUGUCACCUAUGGCUGCUCUUCAAGACUGUGUCUAUUUUUCUCUACAACUGAAAGUCUCUGAGGUUCCAUUCAUGUGAUGCCCAAAACGGGUUGUUGUGAAAACCAGCUGGGAUGUGAAAGUACUGUAUAAACAGGAGUUGUAUUGUCUUUUAUUAAACGUACCAUAUUUUCCUAAUGAGAUGCAAUCUUUUUUUUGUCUUGUUUUUGUUGUUGUUUGUUUUGUUUUUUUUGAGACAGAGUCUCACUCUUUCUCCCAGGCUGGAGUGCAGUGGCGUGAUCUCUGCUCACUGUUACCUCCACCUCCAGAGUUCAAAGGAUUCUCCUGCUUUAGCCUCCCAAGUAGCUGGGACUGCAGGCACAUACCAUCACACCAGCGAAUUUUUUGUAUUUUUAGUAGAGAAGGGGUUUCGCCAUGUUGGCUAGCCUGGUCUCUAACUCCGAAGCUCAGGCAAGCCACUCUCCUUAGCGUCCCAAAGUGGUAGGAUUACAGGCGUGAGCCACCACACCCAGCAGAGACACAAUCUUAAAAUAAAUAUUUAGUAAUUCUUCUUGUGUAUUGAACCAAGCACCAACUCCUGCCAAUCCUUUCCUCAGAAUCUAUCUACAUCUUUCCAUUUUCCAUCGUCCUAUUCUAGGUAUCCGUUUACCUCAUGCUAUUUGUUUGCUUUUUUUUUUUUUUUUUUUUUGAGACGGAGUCUCCCUCUGUCACCCAGGCUGGGGUGCAGUGGCGGGAUCUCGGCUCACUGCAAGCUCCGCCUCCCGGGUUCUCGCCAUUCUCCUGCCUCAGCCUCCUGAGUAGCUGGGACUGCAGUGCCGGCCACCACACCCGUCUAAUUUUUUGUAUUUUUAGUAGAGACGGGGUUUCACCGUGUUAGCCAGGAUAGUCUCGAUCUCCUGACCUCGUGAUCUGCCCGCCUCGGCCUCCCAAAGUGCUGGGAUUACAGGCGUGAGCCACCGCGCCCGGCCUUUUUUUUUUUUUUGAGACGGAGUUUCUUUCUUGUUGCCCAGUCUGGAGUGCAAUGGCACGAUCUCGCCUCACCGCAACCUCUGCCUCCCAGGUUCAAGUGAUUCUCCUGCCUCAACCUCCCGAGGAGCUGAGAUUACAGGCACGUGCCAGCACGCCCAGCUAAUUUUGUAUCUUCAGUAGAGACGGGGUUUCUCCAUGUUGGUCAAGCUCGUCUCAAACUCCCGACCUCAGGUGAUCUGCCUGCCUCGGCCUUCCAAAGUGCUGGGAUUAUAGGCAUGAGCCACCGUGCCUGGCCUCGUUUGCUUCCUCUUGUAUGGCAUUUAUCCAUAUUCUUUUUUCCUACUACACACAAGAUGAAUACUACAGCUAGGAUUCCAGCCAUUAGCUGACCUUUUUGUCUAAACCAGAUGCCUGCUCCUCCAUAUGACCUCUCUCCUGUCUGGUCAGGCCUCUUCCAGGAACUUCCAUAACAUUCCAUUCUCAUUCCAAUCCCUUGUCUAGGCUCCUGCUGUGGCUCUCAGUGUUAACUGGAAUGUUUGACUUUGUCUCUUACACCACUGCAAACAGUGUGACAUUACUCAACAAAUGGACCAGGCAGGGUUAAGGUCACCAGUAAAGCAAGUUAUCUAAUUCUUUGGUCUGACUUGAGUUCACAAACCUACCCUAAACUAUUUGACUCUCCUGAUGGAAUUAAACUAAUCUAUUUAGUCAUUCGUCUCAUGUAAUAUCUUUGCCACAAAUCCUAAGAUCAUUUUAUAAGUAUAGGGACGGUGUGCAAUAGUCUAGUGCUAUAAAGUUGUAUUGAGUGCUCAUUCAAUACUUAACAAUUAGCUGAUCUUCAAAUAAUUUAAAACCACAUAUACUAUGCUUUUACCCAUUCUUCCUUUACCUCCAUUUAAAAUAAUGAAUUAUCUGCUAUACUGAGUCAGGGUAAAUUACAAUGAGUCCCAGGAUAAGGUGGUAGGACAGGAAGUGUGUGUUUUUACCCUCUUCCUCUGGAGUGCAUAAUGCUUUACUAUGAUACAAAGAGAAGUUUGAAGGAAGUCACGUUGUCAAAUAUGACAGAAGUAAUAACUUGACUGCAAUUCCUGAGCCUAUCAACCUCACCGUUUGUCCACAAACAUAACCAGAAUAUAUUUUAUCUUGAUUUCCGACUUGAGGGAAAAUAAGUUCAGUGAUUUAAGAUCUGCCAGUUAGCAUAAAUAUUGUGAAAGCAAAAAACUGUGCUAAAAUUUUAAGAGAAAAAAAGUUAAGUGUGUUGCGUUUUCAGAAAGAUUUAGCUAUGGAGUUUUUUUUUUUGUUUUGUUUUGUUUUUUUUUUUUUUGGUUUUGUUUUGUCUUGACCUAUGAGUUUGAAGAAGACAAAGUGGCUCUGUAAAUAAGUCGACUUCAUUUUUAAAGCGUUUGGAAAGGUUAAAUGAGGUUGAAUCUUGAGAGUCUUUUUGGUGGUUAGGAGAGGGGGAAUUUAUUAAAGAGAGGAAGACAAUGUACCUAAUAUGUUGUGAUGAUAAUGACAAACUCAAAGAUUUAAACUUCAUGAGUCAUUCUGGUCAUUCAUAUCAUCAUCAGGAAAACAUCUUCAUGUGUAGCUUCAUAGGUGAGCUCCACAAAACUGUGCAUUACCUUGUAGUAGUUUGUGAAUAAUGUGCUGACCUAUGACACAUAGCCACGUAAGUGAAUAAACACUAUUAUUAUUAUUAUUUUGUCUUGGUUUUCAUUAAACUAUCUUAGUAGUUUCAGGAGCUCUGGGUUUCAACACACACUUCUGCCAGCUGACUUUAGUGCGUCCAUUAGCAUAACAAAGUCAAUUAGGCAAACCUGAAUUUUCACUUUUAUCCCGUUCACAGAACAUCAGUGUAAAUGGAGACAGGAAGAAGAAAUUGGAUUGAUUCUCCACUUGAGAAUUAUGUUAACUUGGAAGAAAAUGUUAAGUCUACUAUGUGAGGGCAUCUAGUGAGAGGGAAGGAAUCACCUCCCUUCCCCCAUUAUGUCCCUUUAUGCACCUCUGACCCUUGUGCUCUCCUUUUCUUGUUGCUUCUGUGGUCUGGUUGUUAGCUUUCCCGAUCCUCCACACAUUAGAAACCUAAGCAUAAUGAUUUCUGAUCGAAGGCUAUGAGAUAUUUGAAAUAAAAAAAGGGGAAAUUGUUGAGUCUAGAACCAAACCUUUAAAAAUUAAGAACUACCAGUCUGUAAUGUGUGCCUUUAGAAAAAAACAAAGUCAAACAGAAAUUAGGCAACUAGUUAGAGCCGUGAUUGUGCUCUGCCACCCAUGAACUCCCGUCUAUGACUAUUUCCACUCUGGCUUUGUGUUUCAGUAGGUCAGGGACACAUAUUAAGAGCAACAAUUGGAACUGCGUUAUCCUUUACCUCCAUAAAAAUACAGCUUAAUAACAUGUUAAUGACUUAAAAUUACCUUGUCUUUCUAGAUUGUUUAUUGAUGUCAUUUCAGAUCGGUAUAAAGGAUGUGAAGUGAAUAAGAAAAUAGGGGAACACUUAAGAAUCUGUCCUCAGGAAUAUACAUGCUGCACCACAGAAAUGGAAGACAAGUUAAGCCAACAAAGCAAACUCGAAUUUGAAAACCUUGUGGAAGAGACAAGCCAUUUUGUGCGCACCACUUUUGUGUCCAGGCAUAAGAAAUUUGACGAAUUUUUCCGAGAGCUCCUGGAGAAUGCAGAAAAGUCACUAAAUGAUAUGUUUGUACGGACCUAUGGCAUGCUGUACAUGCAGAAUUCAGAAGUCUUCCAGGACCUCUUCACAGAGCUGAAAAGGUACUACACUGGGGGUAAUGUGAAUCUGGAGGAAAUGCUCAAUGACUUUUGGGCUCGGCUCCUGGAACGGAUGUUUCAGCUGAUAAACCCUCAGUAUCACUUCAGUGAAGACUACCUGGAAUGUGUGAGCAAAUACACUGACCAGCUCAAGCCAUUUGGAGACGUGCCCCGGAAACUGAAGAUUCAGGUUACCCGCGCCUUCAUUGCUGCCAGGACCUUUGUCCAGGGGCUGACUGUGGGCAGAGAAGUUGCAAACCGAGUUUCCAAGGUCAGCCCAACCCCAGGGUGUAUCCGUGCCCUCAUGAAGAUGCUGUACUGCCCAUACUGUCGGGGGCUUCCCACUGUGAGGCCCUGCAACAACUACUGUCUCAACGUCAUGAAGGGCUGCUUGGCAAAUCAGGCUGACCUCGACACAGAGUGGAAUCUGUUUAUAGAUGCAAUGCUCUUGGUGGCAGAGCGACUGGAGGGGCCAUUCAACAUUGAGUCGGUCAUGGACCCGAUAGAUGUCAAGAUUUCUGAAGCCAUUAUGAACAUGCAAGAAAACAGCAUGCAGGUGUCUGCAAAGGUCUUUCAGGGAUGUGGUCAGCCCAAACCUGCUCCAGCCCUCAGAUCUGCCCGCUCAGCUCCUGAAAAUUUUAAUACACGUUUCAGGCCCUACAAUCCUGAGGAAAGACCAACAACUGCUGCAGGCACAAGCUUGGACCGGCUGGUCACAGACAUAAAAGAGAAAUUGAAGCUCUCUAAAAAGGUCUGGUCAGCAUUACCCUACACUAUCUGCAAGGACGAGAGCGUGACAGCGGGCACGUCCAACGAGGAGGAAUGCUGGAACGGGCACAGCAAAGCCAGAUACUUGCCUGAGAUCAUGAAUGAUGGGCUCACCAACCAGAUCAACAAUCCCGAGGUGGAUGUGGACAUCACUCGGCCUGACACUUUCAUCAGACAGCAGAUUAUGGCUCUCCGUGUGAUGACCAACAAACUAAAAAACGCCUACAAUGGCAAUGAUGUCAAUUUCCAGGACACAAGUGAUGAAUCCAGUGGCUCAGGGAGUGGCAGUGGGUGCAUGGAUGACGUGUGUCCCACGGAGUUUGAGUUUGUCACCACAGAGGCCCCCGCAGUGGAUCCCGACCGGAGAGAGGUGGACUCUUCUGCAGCCCAGCGUGGCCACUCCCUGCUCUCCUGGUCUCUCACCUGCAUUGUCCUGGCACUGCAGAGACUGUGCAGAUAAUCUUGGGUUUUUGGUCAGAUGAAACUGCAUUUUAGCUAUCUGAAUGGCCAACUCACUUCUUUUCUUACACUCUUGGACAAUGGACCAUGCCACAAAAACUUACCGUUUUCUAUGAGAAGAGAGCAGUAAUGCAAUCUGCCUCCCUUUUUGUUUUCCCAAAGAGUACCGGGUGCCAGACUGAACUGCUUCCUCUUUCCUUCAGCUAUCUGUGGGGACCUUGUUUAUUCUAGAGAGAAUUCUUACUCAAAUUUUUCGUACCAGGAGAUUUUCUUACCUUCAUUUGCUUUUAUGCUGCAGAAGUAAAGGAAUCUCACGUUGUGAGGGUUUUUUUUUUCUCAUUUAAAAUAAAAAAGGAAGAAAGAAAAUAAUUUUCCUUGUAAAAUCGGGCCAAACCCCAAGACAGCUACAUUUUCAACAAAAAAGCAAACAGAGAAAAAUAAAUGAACUUUAACACUGUAAGUUCAGCAUUGACAGCCAACUUCCAGUGUAAGCUUUUUUGUGACAAAUCCGGGUUUAAAAAUGCUUAUGGGGAGAAAGCUUAAAGUUUGUUCUAAAUGUAGUGAAAAUGCACUGUUGUCUUGGAGGUAUCAUCUUGCACUCUAACCAAACAACACCAAAUUAAUCUGGAGGUACUGAUACUAAAUUUGGAAUCCCGUCUUUAAUAUGAGAACACAAAUUACUACAACUCAGUACCUCUGUCUUACUCUGCCCAAUUUCAAUUUAGUAAUGGCACCAUUAUUCUUAAUUCCCUUAAUGUCUGUCCGCUGUAUCCAAUUGGCACAGAUUUUCCCCUUCAUCUUCAAUUACUAGUAGCUACCCCCAUCAAUUCACCUUCCUCAAGAGUCUCAAUUGAAAAUAAUCUUUGAUGAUACAAUCUCUGCUUUUGCCACAGGUUUGACAUUAACUAGACGUUUCUGCCCCUGUGCUCAUUACCCUCCCAAAACAAUAGUUUUUUUAAUGAAUUGAAACACAAUUAGAUCCAUUCCUGAGUUUUCAUUUUUAACUAUUUACUUUGUGUCAGUUGGUUUCUGCAUCACAAGGGCAUUCUCUUACAAAACAACUCACAACAGAAAAAAAAAGUCAAGACAAAAAAUAUAUAUAUAUAGUAUUGACAUGGAGAUUUCUUUCACUUUUUUAGUCUUAGUAUGAUCAUCUAUUUUUAUAUCUAUGUAUAUAUAAAUCACAGAUUUUAACUUCUUAAUUCCAAGCUCAGGGUUGACACACCUUUGUAAGAAAAUGUUUUGUCAACCAGCUCUUCUUGUUUUGUGCUGCUCAAAGAAGGGAUUCCUCAGUGAUCGGUGAGCACCAAGAAUCAAGAAAGAGAACUUUUUAUGUAUCUAACUGUCCAUUUAUUAAAAAUUUGCCAGGGCACACCCUUCUGCAUGAGUGUGCUUCAGCCUGGGUGCUCCAGACUACACCAAACUCAUGGGAUGAGCCAUUGGUGUGCAGGGCUUUACCGGUGAUGGAAACUGUAUGUGUAAAGAAUGUUAUUCAUGAAAAACCAUUGCUUUCAUGUAAAACACCUUCGGCCUAGGAUUCCUGCCUGGCACUUGGAUACAUUACCUAACUCAAUAGGCCAGUUUAGAGCCACAGCCUAACCUGUUCACCAAGUAGGCCAAAGCCAGGCCUUUCGCUCCCCCUGACAGAGAGAAGCAAAAUAAACCCAACUGGGGGCUUUAUGAAUACAGUUGGCUAUCCAUAUGUUUCUUAGUUUUUAUGAUGCAUCUGGAGUAGGGAAAAGUAAUGUUUCAAGACACCAUAGUAGGCCAGUUACAUUUUAAUUAACUCAUCGACAGUAUUGACACGUAAAUGGUAUUUUUCAAUCUGUUCUCAUCAAAAUUAAAAUUAGUUAUUGAUUUAGUCAUCACAUUUAAGUAGAACACAUGUGGCACAAUAGUAUUAAGUAUAUUUGAGCACUUUUGCAAGACAGAAAGUAUUUACAAGCAUCUAUUGCUACUUUAUGCCUAAUGAAAUAUAAAAUGUAGGAUGAUGAGAGACUUUGUGGCAUUCUUUCAUUUAAACCUUUAUGAAAUUAACCAUCUAGUUCAUCAUUACAUACUCCUAGAAAACCAUCCAUUUCACUGCCCACAUUUUGGCUUCCUACCACAAAUUCCACAUAAGACUUCUCUAUGAAGGACCAGUCAUUUACAUUGCUCAUUUCAUUCUGUGUUCAGAAGUCAGUAUUGUCUUUCUCCAAUAAUUAAGGUGCAAUACAAAUUAAAUCAACCUUGAUUUUCCAGACUAUUUGAAUAAUAACUUGCUUUUAUGGCUUUAAACUCCAGGUCUUUCCUUUUUAAAAUAUUUCUGCAUUCUCUUUUAUGAACUAGAUCAGGAUGCCUUGUUUUUCCUGUGCUUUCACCCCCAAAAGGUUUUGUGCAUGUGUAUGAAUACACAUAAUAUUAGUGAAUGUGAACCCAUGUUCUAUACGCACUAAACACACAGUUAAUAUAUAAACGCCUGCUUCAUUUGUUUCAACACCUUCAUUAUCAAUAUGAUUCAUAUUGAUGAGAUAUAGUGAUGCAUAAUGAGCCAGGCAGAGAGCUGAAAUGAUAUCAGUUAAUGAUGUCACAGUGUUAGCACCCUGCAUGGAUGUGGUCAAAAUAUCAUUCAAGUUGUACUUCCUAGUUUUUAUCAUCAUACUACUAUGUCAUAUGAUUUUCAGACUAAUUUAACAUGAGAAAUGUUUUGGCCCUAAAGGAUUUCACUUAACCUAGUUACCCUAUUUCAGUAAGUAUUUUGGAAUUCAACCCUCGAAUUAUUUUUUCUCAUUUCAGCAUAGUGAUAGGGGAUGCAAUGAGGCUUCAUUAUUUUUUAUGACCUGCCCCUCAUUUGCUCUGAUGUUCCCUAAAUUCUGUAAUCAUAUCAUAACUUUUGUUAUGAAUAGAGAGGAAUGGGCUCACUGAAACCUGACACUAGAAAUUGGUGGGUGAUGCUCAUAACUGCAAACACUUAGCUUAUUGAAGUGCCUCUAUUUACAUGUUCUUUAGUUAUAAUAUGUAUUUUUCUAACAGAAAUACACGUCUGUAAUUGGUAUAUAUUAUACUUUGUAUGUGUCACAACAAAAGCUAAACAGAGGCUAAAGUCUUUAGCAGAGAAGAAUGAAUUACAAAUUUACCAAUAAGAGCUCUGUUUAUGGUUCUGUAUUGAAGGACAACCAUGACAACCUUCUGUCAUUUUCACGAAGGCCAAGUUGGUACUUUGAUUAUAGCCAUCGUAGAACAUUAGCACUAGAAAUCUGUCUCCCUUACAAUGACUUACCUAGCUAGCAUCAAGUAACUUGUAUCACCUGCUUUAAAUGUAAGGGAUAGAAAAUACUAUUUUGUCUACACUGAAAAACAUUAUUAUUCAUUGAUAAGUAGUAAUAAUUAUAAAAGUAACAUUCUUUAAAGCAAACACAUUGAAAAUAUUAUUACAGGCAGAACCCUGAUUUUUAAUUUAUAUUCCCUGCUGCAGACAUUAGCCUUCUUUAAUUCUUUUGCCAUUACAUACAUGUUUCGGCUACAGACUGAACACGAACUAAAGUCCCUAAGGAGGAAAAAACCUUAACAUAUUCCUGAGAUGUGAUUCUUUUAUUACUUCUUUUUGCAAAGCUAAUUAUCAAAUGAUUUGAUUAAACCUAGACGCAUUAGGAAAUGCAAGUUUUACCUAAAACUUGCAGAAAUUUAAACACAUUUCCAUUUACUUACUAACGAACAGACCUGAUUUUUAUUUAAAAACACAAUUUAGCUUUGCCAACAGAAGAGUAAAGGAAACCAUAACUUAUAAAUUUGUAAUGUGUUCCUCCUUGUUGGAGACAUUAGCCAGUGUUUAGUUUUAGACCAACUUAUACAAAGAGAGUAUUGAUUUGUACACAUUCUGGAGACUUGCUAUAUCAUGGUUUGCUAUGGCACAGACUCAGCUUAGCAUGGGGACAUUUUGAACUUCAUUCAAAGUUGAGUAGUUACUGGAACCUUUGACAUUGCCUUGUAAUGAGGUACUUCCAAAAAAAGACCCCUAACAAUGGCAUAAUAGUGAGGUCUCUCUGUGCAUAUACAUAAUAUAUAUGCAGGAUAAAUGUGUGCACCAAUCAAAUCUAAAAUUUUAUGUGACUGUCAAAUGAAUAUUAUUUGGGUUAAGAUUUUUCAUUUCUGAUUUGGAUAGAAAAUUGCUAUUAAUCUUGUAUUAAAAUAGUUUUUAAAAAUCUACCAGUGCCCUUUCUGCAUUUUCUUAAUUAUUGUCAUAGUCUAAAUUUCAGAGCCAUGGAAUUUUUUGUGUUUGAGACAUUUUUAGAAGCUUCAAUAUUAAAAAACAACAACAAACCUCGUAUAUUAAAACAGUGCCACUCUCCUAAGUACACUCAGCAUCUGAAAUCAGGAACUAUUUGAACUUUAGAACAUUUAGAGCUUCCCAAAUGUGUAUGGAAAAUACUGUAGCGCUGUUCUUUUGUACUGAUUUCUUCUCAGAGGAUAAAUUUAGUGACUUGAAAACUGAUGUCAAUACUUUAUAAAUGAGGUCAGAAAAUAAGAUCAAAUGUGAAAAGACUAAUAAUUUCCCAAUUUAGCCAAUUGCAUUGAUUUUUAUACUUCUGAAAUGUUUCCAUCCUCUCAGGCAUGCUAAAUAUUGUAUAACCUGCUAAAGAUUUAUUUCACAAAUGCUUAUUGAACUCUUAUUCUCUAUAAACCCUGCUCUAGGGGAUUUAUCACUGGCUGUGAAAAACCACCAGUUGAAAAUUAUUCAUUCCUUAAUGCAGCUAAUCAUAAUUAUUACAGAUAAAUAAUGUAUUUCAAGAAUGAUCUUAUAAAUAAAGGAACCCAUACAAACAAA